AUGCAGUCAUGUGCAGUUAUUGGCUGUGGUUCUGCUGGGAUGGCGGCGGCCACGGCAUUGCGUCAAUGUGGAUUACUAGUCACAUGUUUUGAACUUGCUGCAGAUCCUGGUGGAGUUUGGAAUAGCGAUACUCGCAAACCAUUUUCUUCACGUGGAUUAGUGUCACCUAUUCAUCCCACGAUGCGGUGUAUUUUACCAAAGGAUCUCUUUAGUUUUAGUGAUGUUCGAUUUGAUUUCACAGUGCCACAGUUUCCACAUCACUCCUCAGUACGUCGCUACUUGGAGCAGUAUGCGGAGAAAAAAGGUGUAAGAGGACUUGUUCGAUUUAAUACGAAAGUUCAAUCGGUGCGGUAUGAUUGCAAAGGUGCUGUAUGGCGUGUGAUUACAGUAAAUGUAGUGAAUGGCGACGUGUUUGAGUGGUCCUUCGACAAGGUAUGCGUUUGUACAGGACAGACACAUGAACCACGAUAUCCUUCUGGGAUAAAGGAUGUUUUAAAGCCAUAUGUAAGCGCAGGUGGGGAACUUCAUCACGCUUCUCAUGUGAAGGAUUUUCGUCAGUUCAAAAACAAGCGUGUUGUAGUUGUGGGUAAUGGUGUAACCGCCUGGGAUUAUUGUAUGGAAUUGCGUCGCAGUGGCGCUGAUGUAUAUCAUAGUAGCUAUCAUCCUCCUGGUCAAGAGCAGGGAGAGCUGUGGGAUGGAGUUUUACAAUGUGGUUCUUCAAUAAAUUUUAAUCGUAAUGGGGCUAUGCGUGAUGCAGGGAGUGCAGCACUACAAUUACUCUCUUGUUUGCCCGGUUGGCGAAAAGAUCACACAAAAGGAAGUCGUAUUGUUUCUCGUUGGAUGCAGUUUAGCAAUGCUGAACUCUUUGGAAAGAUACCAAGUGUUGGUCAUGUUAUUUUGUGCGAGGGAAGAGGGAUUCUCUUUGCAGAGGAGCGUAAGCAAACAAUGGAGAUAGUUGAUGAAGCUAAAGUGCGUGCCAUGGUGCGGAGAAAACAAGACAUUAAGACACUUGAAUCUAGAAAUACUGUUGCUGAUAAUAAUAAUAAUAAUGAACCCAGUGGAAUAUUUAUCGAUAACGUUGAUGCGGUAAUUUGUGCCACAGGGUACCACUUACGGUUUCCAUUUUUGCACCGUGACCUUAGAAAUGUCCUCGAAGAUCCACCACUCUUGCUUCAAGAAAGAGGAAAUGAUAAUCCACAAAAAGAAAAUCAACAGAAUGAAACUUAUUCCCAUGGAGUAGGUACCACAAGAUCAUUGGAACGUCGUGGUUUGUAUCUUGGUACACUAUAUGCACAAGACCCUUCUAUUGCUUUCGUAGGCAUACAAAGAGAAUUACUUCCACCUUUUAUGCUUUUUGAAGCGCAGUCAAAGUUUGUUGCUUAUGCUUUCACUGGUCGUUUAAAACUUCCAUAUGGUGCGGUAAAUAUGUUGGCACACGAAGCGGAUUUAAUGCAACGCUAUCCACCAUUGGUCCACUUGUAUAGUCCAGAAGGUCUGGGACUCUACUCAGCGGUCUAUUUCAAUGUUUUACAAGAGGAACUUCAGGUUGGUUCUCGUAGUACUUACACUGCUGGUAUUAUGGAACGACAGAAAUGGGUCCUAUUGACAAGUUUGUUGCGUCUUGUGCAUAAGAUUCGUUCAUUGGCUCCUUUAAAGCGAAAGAAGCAGCACAUACUUUUCAGCAACAAUAUAUGA
Messenger RNA from Trypanosoma theileri, 1695 nucleotides. Its product is annotated as dimethylaniline monooxygenase (N-oxide forming). Bases 1 to 1695 code for a protein of 564 amino acids. The transcript has a single exon. The record is from RefSeq and is a predicted model, not a curated record. Gene Ontology annotation, molecular function: flavin adenine dinucleotide binding; N,N-dimethylaniline monooxygenase activity; NADP binding. Lineage: Eukaryota; Euglenozoa; Kinetoplastea; Trypanosomatida; Trypanosomatidae.